Messenger RNA from Myotis daubentonii (Daubenton's bat), 1086 nucleotides. RefSeq names its product coiled-coil domain-containing protein 162-like. The coding region runs from base 1 to 1023 and encodes 340 amino acids. NCBI's taxonomy places the organism in Eukaryota, Metazoa, Chordata, Mammalia, Chiroptera, Vespertilionidae. The record is from RefSeq and is a predicted model, not a curated record. The transcript is spliced from 8 exons.
AUGGCGCGGGAACGCAGCAACUUCGAGAGCUACUCCAUGUGUUACGAGCAUGUGCUGGAGCACACGAGGCUGAAGCUCAGUCAGACGGAGCAGGAGAAGUUGCAUGAGAAUCAGCUUAAUUUGAUCCAGAAAGUGUGUGAGCUCAUCAGCGAAGAGCAGCUGCGGGACUUGGAGCAGGAGAACUGCGGCCUGGCCGCCCUGCUGUGCAAAGUGAGGAGCCUGGGCCGCUGGAGGCUGGCUGUGCAGCAGGCUCGCUUCCAGGACCAGCUGAGCAGGGCCCAGAAGGAGGCCACACAAAGUAAAAAGGAGUGUGUGCGCACCAAGCUAAUGGCAGAACAAGAAGCGGUUUUAUUUCGCCAACAGCUCCUGGCCCUGAGGCAGGCCCUGGCCCGGGCUCAGGCCCACAACGUGAGGAUGUGCGAGCAGCAGGAGAGCCAGGCCCGAUUGCUGAAAGAGUUGGAACACAAAACGACCCAGGAAUCUCUCCACCGGCAGCAGCUGGAUUUACUGAAAACCUCCAGCAUGGAGAGGCUCUUGGAAGAUGUGGAGCAAAAAGAACAGCACCUACAGCUCCUGGCUGAAGAGGCUGAGCGGGCUGCUAGACUGGGCCAGCUCCAGAGGAAGAAAACUGAGAGAGAACUCCGACAGAUGAGAAGGCAGCUUGCCCAGGAGCGCAGCGUGAAGCUGGACGCUUUCCAGCGCGUAGAAGAGCUCCAAAGUCAGCUUAACGACGCUGUGAGUUCGUCUGUCCUGAUGAGCUCACCAGGAGGCCUUAUAUCCCGGGCUCCGUACUCCCUCAGUUCUGCUCCCGCAUCAUCCAGAUACCCCCAGCAACACCUUUUAAAGACUAAUCUUAUGGGCAAUAAAAUAACAGGAAGGAUUCAGAGGCCGAAGACUGUACCUACUAAACACAAAAGAAGGAUUGAUGAUGUCUUCCUACCCAAUGUGGCAGAAAAUGUUCAACUUUCAGCUUUUCAAGUUCAAACAGCUCCAUCCAGAAUCCCAUUUAGACCCAAUUGGUAAUCAUAAAUCCUUUUCCAACUUUUAUUUCUAUAAGCACUUAAAUAAAUGUGAUUCUAAACUCCA